ACUGUGAGUUGCUCAGCUUGUCUGCUAGUCGCACCUCAAACUGUAUUUGAUCCGACAGCCAUGAAUCCUGCAGUUUACCCACCUGAGAUGAUCCCAUUGCAGGGGAGAUACCCAGGGGUUCAGGGACAGCCUGGAAGAUCUGCAGGGGGUCAAUGCACCACUGUGAGCAUCCCCCCUGAGCCCCCCAGGGACCACAUCAUCUGGUCCCUCAGCUCCUUUCUCUACUCAAACCCCUGCUGCUGCCUGGGACUGGUGGCUCUCAUCCACUCCAUCAAGGCCAGAGACCGGAAGGUGGUUGGAGAUAUGGAAGGAGCCCGACACUACGGCUCCACCGCCCGCUGGCUCAACAUCUCGGCCACAGUCCUGGCUUCCGUCAUGUUCCUUAUCACCAUUAUUAUCACCAUCAUUGUUGUAUCUAUGUCGCAAGGCCCCUCAUACGGUCAUUACUAAGGUUGAAUUUGAAAGGGCAGAGUGUUUUCUGCAGCAGUGGCUGGGUGAUACUUCUCUUUAUCUGCUUUAUGGCUCCUGCUUUGAACUUUUUACUUAUAUCUUCAAUCAAAACGUUCUGUUUUUGUUACAAAAGUCUUAAAUGGAACUCCUGUAUGUUUCCAUAAUGACAAUUUGUAGUAAAGUUUGACAUUCUUGCAAGACGUUGUUAAUAAACGAAAUACCCUGUCUGCAACAGUUUCAUUUUGUGCUAAACCGUAAAAGAUGGUGUUUUCAAAAUAAAGAACCCCACCCAAAGAAGAAAAGGGAACGGAGUGUAUGCUACUAUUUCCUUAUUCUACUAUUUUUGGUGUACUAUUGAAAUGUUAUUAUCUAUAACUGUUACUACUUUAACUGUCCUGCUAUCUCAGCUAAAACACUCUUAUUCUAAGCACUCCAUGCAUUGUAUUAACACUGCAUGAAGUGCUCAGAAUAACUUCGUACAGAAAAUAUGUUUUUGCAGGGCUGCCAACUCUAACACAUUGACCAUCAGACUCAACCAUUUAAAGACAUGUAAUACAUUACAUUAAAGGGUAAGUGAGCUCUAAUGAUAUUGUAACACUUCACAAAUGUACUCCGUUUUAAACUCUCAUAUAUUUAAUUUCCUUCAGUGGUCAAUGUAAUGCUGUCAGGUAGAUGCUGACUGUAGCGUCCCCGGC
Molecule: messenger RNA, 1145 nt
Organism: Trematomus bernacchii (emerald rockcod)
Lineage: Eukaryota; Metazoa; Chordata; Actinopteri; Perciformes; Nototheniidae
Gene: ifitm5
Product: interferon induced transmembrane protein 5
Exons: 2
Coding region: 61-450 (129 amino acids)
Cellular component (GO): plasma membrane
Source: RefSeq, a predicted model, not a curated record